AUGGCUGCAGAUACCACUGAGCAAAGUGUGAAACUCAGUGGUGAUGGAAAUGAGCAGAAGGUGCCAGAAGCAAAUGACAAGGAGCCGAGCAAUGUCAGUCACAGCGACUCCAAUGAGCUGAGCCAAUGGGUGCUGGGCGCGUUGCUGCGAGGCGAGGCACCAGAGCAGGUGGCCAAGUUUGUGGCCACCAGGGUGCACCUGGAGGACCAUGACUACGAGGCUCUUCAACUUCACUUGCAGCAGCAUGUGCACGCGGUUCGGGCGCUUCCGGAGAAGGACGACGGAGAGCCCGGAGAGCCCAUCGUUGGAGAGUUUGGCAAACCACCGCCUCUUCCGAAGGAGGUCGAUGGAAAUUAUGGGAAUGACUUCCUUCCCAUGUUUGGCACGCAGAUUGAAGACACUUUCCGUACCCUGCAGAUCACCUCCCAGCACUCCAACAUUGGGCCAGUAGCGGUGCCGUCCUGGCCGAAACGCCAGAUGCCUCUGCAGCGUCUGCGGCGAAAUUUGUCGGAGCACGGAAGCUGA
Cladocopium goreaui is the source of this 525-nucleotide messenger RNA. The record is from the annotation of a GenBank genome assembly. Lineage: Eukaryota; Dinophyceae; Suessiales; Symbiodiniaceae.